Molecule: messenger RNA, 1651 nt
Organism: Anoplopoma fimbria (sablefish)
Lineage: Eukaryota; Metazoa; Chordata; Actinopteri; Perciformes; Anoplopomatidae
Gene: creld2
Product: cysteine-rich with EGF-like domains 2
Exons: 10
Coding region: 237-1322 (361 amino acids)
Molecular function (GO): calcium ion binding
Source: RefSeq, a predicted model, not a curated record
UCGAUCAAGAGGCUGACGCGGAAGUCUAAAGCCGCAUCGUUUUUUUCCCACAACCGGCAUGUAAAUACUAUUUUGUAGCGUUUUGCAUAGACAACGCUAUUUUAUACUUAAUGUUAGCAACAGCUCAUUUAGAUGUUUUCGAACAUUGCAGCGCUUUAAUAUUAGUCCAAAGCUUGCUUGCGAGUGGCUUAAACGUGUGUCCUGAUAUGAAACUGUGUCCCCAUUGAUCUUCUGAGAUGCUGUCCACCGGUCCACAGCUGCGGCUACUGCGGCUAUUGUCCUGUGUAACUGUUGUUUUACUUUUUCAAGUCACCGACGCAAAGAGGGAUUUAAAAAGCGCCUGUACUACCUGUCAGAAAAUCACUGAUAACUUCAACAAGGGCUUUGACAGAACAGCAAAUCAGAACUUUGGCGGUGGCAACACAGCCUGGGAGGAGAGAAAACUGUCUAGAUAUGAGACGAGCGAGAUCCGUCUGAUGGAGAUCGUGGAGGGGCUGUGUGACAGCAGCAGCUUCGAGUGCAACCGCAUGUUAGAGGAGCACGAAGACCAUUUUGAGACUUGGUGGUUCAAGAGGAAAACAAAACAUCCUGAUCUGCAUAAGUGGUUCUGCAUUGAAACCAUCAAAGUUUGCUGUCCAAAGGGAACAUUUGGACCAGACUGCAAUGCCUGUGUGGGCGGCUCUGACAGACCGUGUCAUGGAAAUGGACAGUGUGAUGGCGACGGGACCCGCGGAGGCAACGGAGAGUGCAGCUGUGACCACGGCUACGAAGGGGAGUUCUGCCUCGACUGCAUCAAAGGCUACUUCAACGAAGUGAGGAACGACACCUUCUCUCUGUGCACAGAAUGCCACUCUUCCUGCAAAACUUGCACUGGAGCGACCAAUCAGGACUGUGAUGAGUGCAAAGACGGCUGGGAGGAAGAUGACCAGGAAGCUUGUGUUGAUGUAAACGAGUGCUCCACAGAUCCUUCUCCGUGUGAUGAAGAUCAAUACUGCCUUAACACGGAAGGCUCCUACUCCUGCUCAGCUUGUGACAAGGUGUGCUCUGGCUGCACUGGGGCCGGUCCUGAUAAGUGCCAGGCUUGUGCCAGCGGGUACCAAGACACAGAGGACACCUGCACAGAUAUUGACGAGUGUUCCCAGCCAGAGCCGGUAUGCACCAAGGAACACGAGCAGUGUGUCAACACCAAAGGCAGCCAUGUGUGCAUCUGCUCGAGUGGUUAUGAGAAACAAGAUGACGAGUGUGUCCAAACGCUACAGCCAGAAAAAGAAGAGGAGUCAGAAACGACCGAGGCGACCACAAGUGUACACAGGGAGCUUUGAUUUAAACACCCAGACGGAAGGGAGAGGAUCAGGAAGAACGGUUGGAAUCUCUGCACAUCUGAAGCCGCCCAUUUUUUUUAAAACGUCGACUACAUGCACUUAAUGUACCAGCUGCACUUAGAACCAACAACUGCUGGCCAAGCAAGUUUUUCCUCCAGCAGUGGAUCAUGGAUUAAAGGACAAAAGAAAGAGACAUUUGAUGCUCUCAGUACGAUGGUCAUUGUUGCUUUUCUCUGGUGUGCUCAAACUACCACUUGUUGGCUUUAUUUCUUAUAUGGUUUUAAAAUCAAAGAUUCAAUAAAGGUGAAAUAAAAAUAAUUUAAAAUAAA